This is a messenger RNA of Bathycoccus prasinos, 432 nucleotides long. RefSeq lists its product with no specific name. Gene Ontology annotation, biological process: protein targeting to membrane. NCBI's taxonomy places the organism in Eukaryota, Viridiplantae, Chlorophyta, Mamiellophyceae, Mamiellales, Bathycoccaceae. Gene Ontology annotation, cellular component: nascent polypeptide-associated complex; cytoplasm. The record is from RefSeq and is a predicted model, not a curated record. The transcript has a single exon. The coding region runs from base 1 to 432 and encodes 143 amino acids.
AUGUCCAAGUUAGGCAUGGAAAAAGUUGAAAACGUGGACAGAGUCACCUUACGACGAGGCCGAAACUUGUUGUACGUCAUCUCGAACCCGGAUUGCUUCAAGGCGCCGAAUUCGGACACGUACGUCGUCUUUGGCGAAGCGAAAGCGGAAGACAUGGCGGCAAAAGCGGCCGCGCAAGCGAAAGCGUUUCAAGCCGAGGCGGCAAAUGGUGCCGCGGCUGCGGCAGCAGGGGCUGGUGGGGCGCCAGGGGCGGCGAAGAUUACCUCGAUUACGGAGGAAGUCGACGAAGGCGAAGUCGACAUGGAGGGUUUGGAAGAGAAGGAUGUCGAUUUAGUCGCGACGCAGGCGAACGUGAGCAAAGGGAAAGCAGCGGCGGCGUUGAAAGCGAGCGAUGGGGAUAUCGUGAGCGCAAUCAUGGAAUUGACAAUGUAA